This is a messenger RNA of Ambispora gerdemannii, 319 nucleotides long. The record is from the annotation of a GenBank genome assembly. NCBI's taxonomy places the organism in Eukaryota, Fungi, Glomeromycota, Glomeromycetes, Archaeosporales, Ambisporaceae.
AUGCAAAAUUUUCUUAAGAAACAAUUUAGUAAAAACAAGCAAGAACAAAUAAUAGAUGAAGAUAACACCAAACAGAACAACAAUGAGCAAUCUGCUAACAAAAAAGAAACAUAUAUAAAAAAUUAUCCUCUACAUUACGCAGUUGCACAAAGUAAUAUAUUCAAAGUAAAAGAAAUUUUACAAAGCAAAACAGUUGAGGUUGAUGCUAAAGACCAUAAUGAUUUCACGCCAUUGCACAUUGUGGCUGGCCAAGAGAAUUACGAACUGGUUGUUGAACUUUUACAACAUGGUGCUGACCCAAACGCACAAGAUGGCGAAG